AUGUUAAUAGGAAAUGAUUAAAACUUUUAGUGCAAUUAAUUACUUUAGAAGGAUUCUAUUUUCAAUGAUGGAAUUGCUCUAUGGAUACACUAAGAUUAUGAUUCUUCAUAACCAAUAGAUUAACAAAAGUUUAAAAUUGAGUCAGAUUCCAAAAAUAAAAUAAAAUAAUUAACCCUUUAUGAAAAAUAUAUAAGAUAUAGUUAACAUGUAAAAAGUAUAUAGAUGAAUUAGAAAAUUAUUCUUUUCGAAAAUAGUUUCUUGGACUUAAUUCAUAAUUCAUAAAAUAAAUUAGUUGGCUUUAAAUUAGUAAAAUAUGAUGGAAGUUUAACAAUUAUAGGGGAAUGCAAGUUAUGGAUUAAAAAAUUGAAAAAAUAUGUGAUAUAAAGUGAUUUUUCAAGAAAUUACAAAAUAUCAAAAAAAAUAGGGAAUGGAACAUUUGCUGAUGUAAUUUUUCAUGUAAUUUAAGGUAUACUUAGUUAAGCAUAAGCAAAACAAUAAAGAAUAUGCUGCAAAAAUAUUUUAUAAAAAAAAAAUCAUUUUGGAGGAUUAAUAAAUUCUAAUGUUAAAUAAAGAAGUCUAAAUUACAAGACUCUUUUCUAAUCCUAAUAUUUGUUAAUUAUAUGAGGUUUUUGAGUGUAAAGUUCACCUUACUUUAAUAAUGGAUUUAUUAGCCGGAUCUGAAUUAGUUUAUUCUUUAAAAUUGGGAGGAUUAUCUGAAAUUUAAUCUAUUUUAAUAAUAAAACCACUUUUUCAAGCUCUUUCACUCUUACAUAAACAAGGAAUAUUUCACAGAGAUAUUAAACCUUAGAAUAUAAUGCUACAUUAAUCUGGUAAAUUAGAAACAGCCUGUAUAAUUGAUUUUGGCUUAGCUGAUUUUUGGAAUGAUAAAAAUGAAUAUUUAUUCUCUUAAUGUGGAACUCCUGGAUAUGUUGCCCCAGAAAUCUUACUUGGACAUUCUUAUGAUUUCAAAGUUGAUGUCUAUAGUCUAGGUUUAGUGUUGUAUUUGAUUUUAACAGGCAAAGAGCCCUUCCAAUCAAAAACUAUGGAUGGUCUAAUUGAAGAAAAUACAUAUGGGCAUAUUGCUUUAUCACAUUUAAAUUUAUCACCUAAUUGUCUUGACUUUUUAUCAAAAGUUUUGGCUAAAUCCCCAAAUUAAAGAUUAACUUCGUAAGAAGCAUUAUUUCAUCCUUUUUUGCUUUUAGGCCCAGGAAAUCAUUUAGAUUUGAUUCAUAAUAAAAUAUAAUCACAUGAAUAAUUUAGUUCAAAAAGUUUAUAAUUUCGUAAAAGUGUAGCUUCGGUAAGAUUAUAAACUGAUAUUUCGAAUAAUUAAUUUUAUUAAAGAGAUAUUUUUAAAAAGAAUGAAUUAGAGAGAAAAAAAAUCUAAAAAUAGUUUUCCAUUCGAAAAGUGAAACUGUGA
Paramecium pentaurelia is the source of this 1417-nucleotide messenger RNA. The record is from the annotation of a GenBank genome assembly. Lineage: Eukaryota; Ciliophora; Oligohymenophorea; Peniculida; Parameciidae.